Molecule: messenger RNA, 1389 nt
Organism: Mycena citricolor
Lineage: Eukaryota; Fungi; Basidiomycota; Agaricomycetes; Agaricales; Mycenaceae
Source: the annotation of a GenBank genome assembly
AUGGAAUAUGCUGCCAACAGAUUACUGGACGCCGCUACUCAGCGCAUGAUCCACGCUGCUGCGUUCUCCAGGGCAUCCACUCAAGCAUGCAGCGUUCUCACAGAUCUCCUUGUCCGUUAUAUAUCUCUGCUCGCUGCAACAACCGGCAAAUACGCGGAACACGCAGGCCGCACCAAUCUCACCAUGGCAGAUGCUCUUUCUGCUCUCGAAGAAUUGGGAUCGGAGUCAGAAGAUCUCAUCCAGUACAUGAGCGAGGCGAAAGAGCUGUCGCGAUAUGCGAUUUACUCGCUGCGCCGAGUCGAGGAGUUGCACGAGUUCAAAGCUCGCUUGGGCAAGCAUGCACGCGAUGACUCUUUCAUGCUGGAAUACGAACUCUACGAGGAUGCAAAUCUGUCUGAUGAUGAGGUCAUGGAUGAAGAGGAAGAAGACGCAGAGCCUCUCUCGACGACGUCGCGUGCUGUCGAUUGGGACGGGCACGUCCCGAGCUUUCUACCUGCCUUCCCCGAAGUCACUCCGGUAGCGCCAGAAUCCCCACGUCCCGACUCUCCUCAGCCCAUGCCUCCCACUGCCACUGUCGGGCUGCCCGGCGCUGCUGCAUUGCCCCAGCUCACGGCCACUUCAACUUCAGCUGCCGACUACCUGAUCCAAAUCCCAUAUGACGAGUCUUCACUAGCCGAAGCCGCCCAUUGGCAUUUACCUGCGCAAUCCAUGGAACCGUCCGACGCGCCCUCUGCUAUUGGUGCCAAUCCUUCUUUUGAUCCACCUAAGCUUGCCCUAUACAAAGCCUUUGUUCAUGCUCUCAGGCAUCCUCAGCGAGAUACGGGACCCUCAAAUCCAGCUCGCCAUCGCGUCUCAAUGUCGUUGCUGCAACUAACCCAGGUCGUUCCUCGUUGGGAUCUGCCUCCUUCGAUGUAUGCAUCGUCGGCGCCUGGGCCUCCACGCGCUUGGCCGAUUGUACCAACAUAUGCCAAGCCCAUGAACGAAGCCGAGGUUCCACGACGUUUUCUUCCUACCACUCGAAAUGUUGCAUAUCCUGAGCGCAUAGAACCCAUCGUUGGUUCGCAAGGUUCGCGCCUUCCUGAGCUUGCGCGGCAGGUGCUGCCUCCGACUAUCUACAACCGCUUGACGCGCAUAAAUCAUCCACCACCGCUGACUCGUGGUGCGAAGUCCCUAACGUAUGGCCCUGGGGUACCAGCACCGUGGAACGCGCCGGAUAACAAAGAAGAGAAUGCCAAGGACCGAGAUAGUCGGGAACCUAAAGUUGUGGAUGCCCGGGUCUUUGCAACCUGGGAAUACGAGGCGAAGGACUUUCGGAAUCCAAUACGAAAAUCUCGCGCACAGCCUCCUGGGCCGGGUCCAACUUCGAGGAGAAGUAAUCGCGCACAGUAG